AUCCAAUCUUUACGGGAAAAAUAAACCAGAUCCAGGGGUAGAAGAUGAAGUUUGGAAAAGAAUACGAGACGCAGAUGAUCCAAGAAUGGCGAGAAGCUUACAUGGAUUACCGUUCUCUCAAAGCCAUCGUCAAACAGAUCCUCCGUCACCACCAAAAAAAACAACAACAACAACGUCCACCUCCUCUUCCUUCUCAACAAAACGGAGAGACCGCACCGUCGCUCCAACCCAACGGCGGCGUAAACCAAGUCGGAGAGGAAACCGGUCCAACAGGGUUAUCAAGAACCAUAUCUCUCUACCGCGCAUUUAGCGGUCUGACCAACCGAUCCAGAGGCUCCCCGAAGAAAUCACACAAACAAAACAAUCCUCUAAGCAGCAAACGCCACCACCAUUACCAUCUCUUCGACGACGACGAGGAUCAAGUCAUUCUCAUCAACGAAGACAAGACGGGAACCUACACGACGACGUUUCUAUGCUCAGCUGAGGAAGGAGGAGAUAUGGACGUUCAGUUUUUCAGGCGGCUUGAUGGAGAGUUCAACAAGGUGUUGAGAUUCUAUAAGCAGAAAGUGGAGAGUGUUAUGGAGGAAGCAGAUGAGCUUAGUAGACAACUAAACGUUUUGAUCGCUCUUAGGGUUAAAGUUGAGAAUCCAAACAUUGUUUUUCCCAACAUUAGUGCUGUCUCUAGUGCUAGUUCUUCUCCACAUUCAACCCCUAGGACUCCAGCCACUUCACCACUGCAAGUGAUCAAAGAAGUGGAACAAAAGGAACACAAGAAAGACAAGAAAGUCUACAAACCUGCUCCAGUGGAAAUAUUGGAUCAUAUAAAGAUCAAGAUCGAAGCGGAAACUCCAUUGCAAACUCUUAAAAGCAUGAUCAUGGGUCUCACAAGCCAGCAAAACUUCAGCAAAGUUGAGCUUAAGGGAGCUGAGGAGCUUAUGAGCCGCGCUUUUGUUGAGUUCUACCAGAAACUUAGGUUCCUAAAGAGUUAUUGCUUCUUGAAUCAGUUGGCAUUUUCAAAGAUAUUAAAGAAGUAUGACAAGACUACUUCGAGGAAUACAUCGAAGCCUUAUCUAAACACAGUGGACCAUUCUUAUUUAGGCAGCUGCGAUGAGGUCUCGAGGCUCAUGUCAAGAGUGGAAGCCACGUUUAUUAAACAUUUCGCCAAUGGAAAUCACCGAGACGGGAUGAAAUCUUUAAGGCCUAAAACUAAGAGGGAGAAACACAGAGUCACAUACUGCCUCGGCUUCUUGUCUGGUUGCGCUGCGGCUCUCGCAAUUUCAAUAGCCGUUGUUGUACAUAUAAGAGGCAUAGCAAAAAGCGAAGGCAGACAUCAGUACAUGGAGAACAUCUUCCCUCUUUACAGCUUGUUGGGGUUCGUUGCGGUUCAUCUGUUUAUGUUUGCAGGAAACAUAUACUUUUGGGGUAGAUAUAGAGUAAACUACCCGUUUAUCUUUGGUUUUGAGCAUGGGACCGAUCUAGGUUAUAGAGAAGUUCUUCUGGUUGGCGCUGGUCUAGCUGUUCUAACAUUCGGAGGAGUACUCUCUAAUCUCGACAUGGAAAUGGAUCCAAGAACCAAAAGUUUUAGUGUCAUCACGGAGCUAGUUCCUUUAGCUCUUCUCUUCUGCUUGUUGACGGUCUCUUUCUGUCCAUUCGAUAUAAUAUAUCGGGCAAGCCGAUAUUUCUUCAUCGGAUCCGUCAUCCGCUGUGUUCUAAGCCCGCUCUAUAAGGUUAUUCUCCCGGACUUCUUUCUCGCAGAUCAAUUAACGAGCCAGGUGCAAGCAUUUAGAAGCUUAUUGUUUUAUGUUUGCUAUUAUGGAUGGGCCGGAGAUUUCAAGAAACGAACACAUGAAUGCUAUGAGAGUGACAUUUAUAAAAAACUCUACCUUGUCGUUGCCAUAGUUCCUUACUGGUUCCGCUUUGCUCAGUGUGUAAGGAGGUUGGUAGAGGAGAGAGACAAAAAUCAGGGCCUAAACGCGCUAAAGUAUCUCUCGACUAUAUUGGCGGUUGCGACUAGGACAAUCUUCGAGAUGCAGAAAGGGAGGUACUUGCUUACUGUGGCUGUAGCCACGUCGACCAUUGCCACAUUGUUCAAUACAUACUGGGACAUUUUCAUGGAUUGGGGUCUCAUGAACCCCAACUCCAAAAACCCUUGGCUUCGUGACAAACUCUUAAUCCCUCACAAAAGCACAUACUUCAUUGUCAUGGUGGUGAAUGUGGUGCUGAGGCUGGCUUGGAUGCAGACGGUUCUUGGGAUUAGAGAAGCUCCAUUUUUGCACAAAAGAGCUUUGGUUGCUGUUGUUGCCAUCUUAGAGAUUAUUCGUCGUGGCAUUUGGAACUUUUUCAGGUUGGAGAAUGAGCAUUUGAACAAUGUGGGGAAGUACAGAGCCUUCAAGUCUGUACCUUUGCCUUUUCAAGAAGCUGGAGGAAACAAGAGCAUGUAAACUAUACAUAUAAUUUCUCCCAA
This is a messenger RNA of Brassica oleracea var. oleracea, 2464 nucleotides long. Its product is annotated as phosphate transporter PHO1 homolog 9-like. Gene Ontology annotation, cellular component: trans-Golgi network; plasma membrane; Golgi apparatus. The record is from RefSeq and is a predicted model, not a curated record. The coding region runs from base 45 to 2441 and encodes 798 amino acids. Gene Ontology annotation, biological process: cellular response to phosphate starvation; phosphate ion transport. Lineage: Eukaryota; Viridiplantae; Streptophyta; Magnoliopsida; Brassicales; Brassicaceae. Gene Ontology annotation, molecular function: inositol hexakisphosphate binding. The transcript has 13 exons.